CCCCCAAGUUUGGGGCAGUUUAUUGAUUCAAAAGCCCUUGUCAGAAAACUCAGGAAGUCAGGAACACACACGUCCGUCAGAAUUGAUUUCACUUCGCUCCGUAUACACAGCCUUGGUUAGCCGUUACCGGCAUAUCAUCAUUUGAAAUCGAUUCCUUUUUCUGGGUUUAAUUCUCCCUACCACUCCAGAAACCCCCCAAAACUAGCAGUAUCUUCAAUGUUCACUCCUCAAUGGAAGACGCCGACAUCUUCGGUGCCUAGAACCAAUUCAAGAUACACCCAAAGCAUUUCAGCAAAAAACAAGGAUUUCGCUAUCUUCGAUGCUCCACCUAUGCCUCCACCCACGAAUUCGCUUGCCGCUUCGGAAAGUUCUGGAUUUGAUGACGGCAAUUUAGAGGAUUGGAAGAGGUUUAAGGAAGCGGGUUUGUUGGAUGAGUCUGCUAUUGAGAGGAAGGAUCGUCAGGCUUUGCUUGACAAGAUGUCUCGGCUUGAAAAAGAGCUUUUUGACUAUCAAUACAAUAUGGGCCUCUUACUUAUCGAGAAAAAGGAUUUAGUUUCAAAAGCUGAAAAUUUAGAGCAAGAAUAUUCAGAAGCUCAGGAGAUUGUUAAGCGUGAGAGGGUUGCUCAUAUGAUUGCUGUUUCCGAAGCUGAGAAGCGGGAGGAAAGUUUCAAGAAUGCUUUAAUUGCAGAAAGAAAGUGUGUCGUUGAUCUUGAGAGAGCUAUGCGUGAUAUACAUGAAGACCAUGCAAAAGCUAAAGCUACAUCUGAGACUACUGUGACUGAUUUGAAUGCCCACAUGGAUGAACUUCGUAAAAGAAAAUUGGACGUGGAGGAAAAAGCUUGUUCAGUUGAUGCCAAACUUGCUGAGCUAGAUAGACAGAAUUUUGAGUUAGACAGGAAGUUACAAGACUUGGAAGAUCGUGAGAACAUUCUUUAUAGGGAAAAAUUAUCAUUAACUCAAGAUCGAGAAUCACAUGAGUCAAAUUUUCGGAGGCGGAAGGAGGAUGUGCUUGAGUGGGAGAGGAGAUUACAAGAAGGCGAACAAAGGCUUUGUGAGAGUCGUAGAAUCCUUAAUGAGAGAGAGGAGAAGUUGCAUGCAAUUGAUGUCUCUAGCAAAGUAAAGGAGUCUAAAAUGGAGAAGUUACAAAUGGAGAUUGAUUUGGCUAAUGGAACUUUGAAGAAAGUAGAAGCUGAUGUUAAGAAUGAAUUAACGGAUUUGAAUCUGAAGGAGAAGAAAGUUGAAGCUAUGAAAUGCGAAUUGGAGGCAAGACAAAAAAAGGUGCAUGAACAGGAAAAAAAACUUGAUGCAAGGGAAAGAGUGGAGUUAGAGAAGCUUCUUAAUGAGCAUAAGGUUGUGCUCAACACAAAAAUGCAUGAAUUUGAGUCAGACAUCAAACAAAAAGGAACAGCUCUUGAAGAGGAACUAAAAAGCAGAUUGGAAGCAUUGGAUCAAAAGGAAGCAGAAAUCAAUCAUCUCGAGGCAAAGUUAAGUAAACGUGAACAGGCAGUGGAGAAGAAAUCAGAGAGGGUGAAAGAGAAAGAAAAGAACAUUGAAGCAAAUCAUAAAUUUAUGAAGGAGCAAGAGAAAUCUCUAAAAGCUGAAGAGAAACGACUGAAAAUGGAGAAGGAACAAAUUAAUGCCGAGAAAGAGAGUUUCGAGACUUUAAGUAGGGAAAUUGAUAUAUUAAGAAACAAUGUAAGGAAACAGGAAUUGCAUAUUGAGGAAGAGCUAAAAAGCCUGGAAGAUGCUGAAAAAGAAAGGACAGAGUAUAUUCGCUUGCAGUCAAAUCUAAAGCAGGAGAUAGACAGUGUGAGGCGUCAAACUGAGCUGAUAGAGAAGGAAGCUGCAGACUUGAAGCUUGAAAGGGUAAAGUUUGAGAAAGAUUGGGAAGCAUUGGAUGAGAAACGAGCUGUUGUGGAUAUUGAACUUAAGACACUAGCUGAAAACAAAGCCAAUUUUGAGAAGUUGCGUGACUCAGAAGAGGAGAGAUUGAAAAGGGAGAGAGCUGAUGAUGAGGAGCGCCUUCGUUUGGAAUCAGAGAGCAUCAUAUUACUGAAAGAAUCAUUUGAAGCUACCAUGGAAAAUGAGAAGUUAAUGUUGGCAGACAAGGAUAAUAAAGAGUACACUCUCAUGUGUGAAGAUUUUGAGAAGCAGAAACAAGAUCUAUAUAAUGAAAUGCACAAGAGACGGGAAGAAUGGGGCAAGCUAAUUGAAGAAAAGGAGAGAGCUUUCGAAGAAAGGCAGUUGAGGGAGAGAAGAGAUUUGAAACAGUUAAAAGAUGAUGCAGAGAAAAGGAGGGGAGAGAUGGAGCUUGAAAGACAUCGUUUGGAGAAGGAAAGGGAGGAAAUGGAGUUGAACAAGCAGCGGCUAGAAGAAACUGGUAUUGAUAUAUUUAAGGAUAUUGAGGUUCUUGAAAGCCUUAGUAAAAAGUUGAAGAAACAGAGAGAACAGUUGGUUUCUGAGAGGGAUAACUUUGGUGCUUUAAUUGAGAAGAUUAAAUGCUGCAACAACUGUGGGGAUUCUGCUAAAGCGUUUCUUUGUAGUGAUCUCCAGCUAGCAGCUGAGGAGGGGCCAUUAGAUUUCCGAAGUCUUUCUCGUGAUACCCAGAAUAAUGUUAAGGAUGAAGACGAUGCUUCAAGAGAUUUAAACAAAGGAAAAUCUAUCCUUCAUGAAGCUGAUAGGAAUCCUCCUCAACUAAGUGGGCAGAUGAGUGUGCUGCGGAAGUGUGCUUCGGUCAUCUUUAAUUUGUCUCCACAAUCUGCUGCAUACUCUCAGGCUGACGGAAAUGUGAGGGAGCAAACUUCUGCUUCGGAGAAUGUAAAUGUGAGGGCACAAUCAUCUGCUAUUGAUGAGCUGGGACUAACGCAUGAAAUAGGAAAAGAGGGCAUUUUAUUUGCUGAAUCUAAUGAUAAAGAAAACAACGUUGAUAAUUCUUUGCCAGUUGAGCCAAACUUUGACGAAGGCUCGCAAAAGUCUGAUGUAAAGAAUGGCCAACGUCAACCAGGAAAAAAGCGUGGGGCUGGAGUUUGGAGGACAUAUUCUGUCAAAGCUGUGGUGGAAGAUGCAGAGGCUUUUCUAAGGAAUGAAAAGCUGGAGGUGCAGCCAAAUGAUUCUACUAGUGGAAACCAAGAGAAAAACCUCAGUGAUGACAUCGCACCUAAUACCAAUGCCCGUAAGCGCCGUCUUUCUCAGGCCUCUAAGUUGACCGAAAGUGAGCAGGAUGUUGAUAAUAGUGAGGGAAAUGCUGAUAGUGUGACAACUGCGAAACGGAAGAAAAGGGGACAAGGAGUUGCUUCUGCAUUACCUACUCCUGGUCAAAAGCGAUACUAUCUUAGGCAUCAUGCAGUUCCAGUGACGGAACAUAAGGUUACCCGUAAACAACAGACUAAGAAAGCAGUGCAAAACCUCGAUGAAACACCUGUUCAGUCGUUGGAUGUUGAUGUUGAGAGCGACAGAAUGUUGCAUUUGGUUGAAAUUUCGAAUGCUAUAAGUAUCGAGUUCUCUGAUAAGGAUCAUGCGGCAGCUGAUGCUGAGAGAUCAGUAGAAAAUAGAUUAGUAAGUGCAGAAGUAAAGACAGCUGAAGAUACUAUGCCAAGGCCGAGCGAGAUCAAUGAAAUAUCGGAAAAUGUCGAGGAAGAUACCAGAAGCAUGGUCAACGAGAAUGAAGAUGAGGAUGAUUAUAGCGAGGUUGAGGAAGAUGAAAAUGAAGAUUAUCAUGAUCAUCCAGGUCAGGCGUCGAUAGGAAAGAAGUUGUGGAGAUUUUUGACUACAUGAAUCACUUGUGUUUUUUUACGUAGUCGAUUUCAAUCUUUUGAGAUUAAGGCUCUGGCAUUGCUUUGAUUUACUAUCAUUUGUUUGUUGUAGCUUGUAAUUACAGGCGAUUUAGUCGGAGACUUGCUUUAGUAAUGUUUUUGUUAUGAGUAACGAUUAUAAGUUUUUCUCAUAUACAUGUGAUAAACAUAAGUCGGAGUUAUGGUUGAUGCAAUAAAAAUAAAGAUUGUAAUUUAAUCAGCAAUGGUCGAAGACCUGCUAAUUUUUUAUUCAACUCGAAAUUUGAUGGAAAAUCGGUGGGCUAUAC
Molecule: messenger RNA, 4078 nt
Organism: Amaranthus tricolor (Joseph's coat)
Lineage: Eukaryota; Viridiplantae; Streptophyta; Magnoliopsida; Caryophyllales; Amaranthaceae
Product: nuclear matrix constituent protein 1-like
Exons: 8
Coding region: 217-3774 (1185 amino acids)
Biological process (GO): nucleus organization
Cellular component (GO): nucleus
Source: RefSeq, a predicted model, not a curated record